This is a messenger RNA of Scheffersomyces coipomensis, 1488 nucleotides long. RefSeq lists its product as uncharacterized. The coding region runs from base 1 to 1488 and encodes 495 amino acids. Gene Ontology annotation, molecular function: ribonuclease III activity. The transcript has a single exon. Gene Ontology annotation, biological process: RNA processing. NCBI's taxonomy places the organism in Eukaryota, Fungi, Ascomycota, Pichiomycetes, Serinales, Debaryomycetaceae. The record is from RefSeq and is a predicted model, not a curated record.
AUGAUAAUAUUCAAGAGGAUGCUACGAACAGGCACCUCAGGAGUAAGAGUGAAGGCAUUCACUCCGAAAAAUACCAUCUUCACCGAAUUCGAACAUAAGAAAAGUGCAUAUGAUCUAAUCGUUAAUAAUUUAGAAGAUGAUGAAGAUGAACCGAUUAUUAUCGUGCCGCCUAAGAUUCUUCGGGGUGCAUACCAGAUAAGUCGAAGUAAUGAGAUGUUAUUCUCACCCAAGACGGAGUUCUAUCGAUCGAAACAUAUCAAUCUUCGAAUCAUGGGAUUCAAUGAUGAUACGAAUAAAUACGAUGUGGACUUAUUUAAACCAGUUGAUAUUUUAAAGACUAAGUUUCUUACUAGUCUAACGAAACGGAAUGAAAUAUUUGCCUCACCAACUCGACAAUUCGUACGAUAUUUGUUUUUAAUUGAACUUCUAGGUCGAUCAAUCUUCAGAGAAAUCGUGAUGAGAAUGGCAUUAUAUAAAGAUAUCACUCAUCCAGAUAAAGAAUUCAAGCGUAUCAUGGGUAGAUUCAAUCAGACGUAUUAUUAUACUGAUGAUUUCCGAUUAUACAUGGAUUACAACGAUCCCAAUUCAAAACUUAUUCAUGAUGAUAAGAUCCUUGAUUUAAAUAUCGGUAGUAAACAUCGACAUAUCAUACCUAGUUUUACUCAUUUAGGAUUCAAAUAUUUAGAAAAUGAAACGAAUAUGAUGGAAUUAAGUAAGAGGAUAAUUGAUCUGUGUUCAAGUUCAGAUAAAUCAAUUAGUUCUAUAUCGGAUGGAAUUAUCCUACAACAAUCAUUACAAGAUUUUAAAUCAUUCGUGGAGCCGGCAUUAAUUAGAAAUACUCAAUAUUUAACUAUAAAUAAUUCCUUAUUCGCCACUACCAAACGACGUCAUUUAUUACCUAAAUUCAAAGGAAGAUUACCUCCAUUAAUGAAAUUAACCAACCCAACUCAAACUAGUUUCUUAUUAAAGGCAAGUUUUAUCGAUACCAAAUUCACUCAUUGGGAUAACAAGACUCAAUAUAAAUUACAUAAAACCACGGUUUACUUAGAUAAAUUAGGUGAUCAUAUCUUAAAGAGAUUAGUAGUGGAAUACCUUAUUCAAUUAUUAGAUCGAAACACCAAUUAUGUUGCAUCAACCACCGAUUUUUAUUUCUUAAUUUCAAAUCCAUUAUUUGGAAGAUUAGCUAUGAUUUAUGAUUUACACAAAGGAUUAAUUCAUCCUGAUCAUCAGCGACAAUUCGAAGCCAAUCUCAAUGCCAUUGAAGAUACAACCAGCGUCAGUAAGAUUUAUCGUCGAUAUGAAGUUUUGGGAGAUUUAUUUGAAAGAUUAGUGGCGGUUUAUUAUCUUGAUAAUGAACAAAAAUGUCGAGAAUGGGUAUUUAAAGUGUUUGAUCAUAUAUGUGAUGAAUUGAUGGUGAAUGAAAGGGGCUUUCUUGUGUUGGAUAAACAAAGAUAUAUUGAUGAAUCAGUAGCGGAUGCAGCAAUGUAA